Clonostachys byssicola is the source of this 1461-nucleotide messenger RNA. NCBI's taxonomy places the organism in Eukaryota, Fungi, Ascomycota, Sordariomycetes, Hypocreales, Bionectriaceae. The record is from the annotation of a GenBank genome assembly.
AUGACAAGUCCAGCAAUCCAAGAUGAUGCAGGCCAGCUGGUGGUUCCUUGCAUGAUCAACGGCAAACCUGUCAUCCAACCAUCCCAAGCUAGCUUUCCUGUUGUUUCUGGUCGGACACAGGAAACUCUUCACUAUGGCCAGACAUCGACAGUUGAAAUAGCUGUCAAAGCCGUAGAGUCUGCGGAUGCCACAUUCAAGGUGUACAAGAAGACUCUAGUCGAUGAGAGGCGUCAGCUUCUGCUCCGUGCUGCGGAUAUCUUUGAGAAGCGCAGUGAUGAGGCCAUGCAUCGUCAGAUGGCUGAAACCAGUUGUGAGGAGCCGUGGGCCCGUUUCAAUGUCAUAGCUACCGUUCGAGCAGUGCGUGAGGCAGCUCAUGCAGCUCGGGCUGCCCUCACAGGUGAUCUGCCGCCAUCCACGAGUGGGGUGCCUCUACUUGUUCAAAAGGAACCGGUCGGGCCUGUGCUUAUGAUCGUCCCAUGGAAUGGUGCUCUUGUUCUUGGCGCUCGUGGCAUUGCCAGUGCACUGGCUGCUGGCUGCACCGUUGUCUUCAAGGCUUCGGAGCUUUGCCCAUGGACUCACUCCUUCCUCAUUGAGACUUUUCUAGAAGCAGGAUUUCCUGCUGGCUCAGUCAAUUUCAUCAUGUCGGAUCGAACAACAGCAGCUGAAGUUACGGAAGCGGUCAUUGCUCACCCUGCACUACGCAAGAUCGAAUUCAUUGGUAGUGCACCGGUGGGCAGAGCCAUAGGCGUGACAGCAGCAAAGCACUUGAAACCUAUUAUCAUGGAGCUUGGCGACCAGAGUCCUGCUAUUGUCCUUGAAGACGCCAAUCUGGCCAAAGCAGCAACUCUGAUUGCUACGGGAGCGCAAAUGCUGCAUGGGCAAGUCUGCUUCGGCACCGAGCGAGUCAUUGUCCACUCGUCUAUCAAGGACAAGUUUUGUUCGCUGCUGGCUGACGCAUUCCGGAACAACCCCGUAUCUGGGUCAGCAAUCAGUGUUGCAUUUGCGAGUAAGGCCCAGCAGGUUGUUGACGACGCUGUGAAAAGGGGCGCCAAGAUCAUAUAUGGGGACAACAAGCUUGUUGGUGCUUCUGUGGGGCCAACCAUACUGACUGACGUCGACCCGGAGUCUCUCAUGUCGAAGAAUGAGGCAUUUGCACCCACCUUGUUCGUCGUUGCCGUAGACAGUGACGAAGAGGCCAUCACAGAAGCCAACAACCGAGAAGGCGGUCUAUCUGCAUCCAUCUUUACUAGCAACCAGGAGCGUGGGCUGCGAAUUGCGAGUGAACUAGAGUUUGGUCAAGUUCAGCUUAACCAAUCGACAUUGAACGCCGACGCUCUCGGGCCACUGGCAGGGUGGAAGGGUAGCGGCUGGGGUAGCCACGCUGGACGAUACGGCAUCGAGCUCUUCCUGCAGCACCGGGCCAUCUUCCUGUUCCCAUCUGAGGGGGCUAACCCUCAUUAA